UUUUUUUUUUAUUAUUUUUAUUUUUCAAUAACAGGUUUUAUUUAGAAUAAUAAUAUAUAAAAAAUGGGUAGAGCUAGAGAGAAAAAGCAUUCCAAAGGUCGUUUGGAUAAAUAUUACCAUUUAGCCAAGGAGCAAGGUUAUCGUGCACGUUCUGCAUUUAAACUUAUUCAAUUAAACAAAAAGUAUAAUUUCUUGGAAAAGUCUCGAGUGUUAAUCGAUCUGUGUGCUGCUCCAGGUGGUUGGUUACAAGUGGCUACAAAAUAUAUGCCUCAAUCAAGUUUAGUAAUUGGUGUGGAUCUUGUUGCAAUUAAACCAAUUCCUGGUGUAAUCACAUUCCAAGAUGAUAUUACAAGUGAACGAUGUCGACAGAAUCUUCGACAAGAAAUGAAGACUUGGAAAGCGGAUGUUGUUCUUCAUGAUGGUGCUCCUAAUGUUGGUAAAGCAUGGAUUCAUGAUGCUUAUUCACAAUCAGAACUUGUAUUGGUUUCAUUAAAGUUAGCUACUGAAUUCUUGGGAAAGGGAGGUACCUUUGUUACCAAAGUGUUUAGAUCCAAAGAUUACAACAAGUUGCUAUGGGUCUUUCAACAACUUUUCCGUAAAGUAGAAGCCACAAAGCCACCUUCAUCUCGUAAUGUCUCUGCUGAAAUUUUUGUAGUGUGUCGUGAUUUUAUUGCACCCAAGAAAAUUGAUCCUCGUAUCUUGGAUCCUAAAUCUGUCUUUUCAGAUGUGGGAGCAGAGGAACAGAAGAAGAUGACAGAUAUUUUUAAACCAGAAAAGAAGAGUAGACACAGAGACGGUUAUGAGGAAGGUGAUUACACAUUGCACAAAAAGGUGGAUAUCAUGGAAUUUAUACGAUCACAAGAUCCUAUUAAUGUAUUGGGUUCCUACAAUCAAUUUGUUUGGGAAUCAGAUGAAGCUAGGGAACUUUUAAAACGUGACAUUACAACAGAGGAUGUGAAAGUGAAUUGUGAAGAUUUAAAGGUGCUUGGUAAAGGUGACUUUAAAGUACUGUUGAAAUGGAGAGCAACGAUUCGAGAGGAGUAUAAGAUGGAUAAAAAAGAAGAAGAAGCAGCCAUGAAUGUUCCUUUAAUUGAAGAAGAGCCUUUAGACGAAGAUGAAUUACUUGAAGCUGAGCUUGCUAAUUUAACAAAGGAAGAAGCAGCAAAAAGGAAACGAGAGAGAAGAAAGGCAAAUGAAAAGAAGAUGAAGUUGAUUCAACGUAUGCAGUUAAAUAUGAUUAUUCCUACUGAUAUUGCAUUAGAUGAGAAUGGAGCUGCUGAUGAUGAAGUAUUCAAUAUCAAGAAGAUUAAGAAAGAUGAAUCACUUGCAAAAUUGCAAGAAGGUGAUAUGUCUCUUGCUGACGAACUAGAGGAAGAAGAUGAUGUGCAUAUUGACAAGAGUAUUGAAGGUCGUAUCCGAGAAAUGGAUGAAGUUCUUGAUACAGAUGAAGAAUAUGAACGUGAUCUUGAGGAACAAAUGGAUGAAGAGUAUAGAAGAUAUAAACAACGUAGAGCAGAAAAGGAUGCGAAAUUUAGAGCUAGACAAGUUCGUGAAGAAGCAGAUGAAUGGAAUGGCUUUGACGAAAAGAAGGAGGAUGAAAGGGAUAAACGAUUUGAUUCUGAUUCUGAUUCUUCUGAUUCUUCAAGUUCAUCUGAAUCUGAGUCUGAGUCUGAGUCUGAGUCUGAUACAGAUAGUGAAGAUGAUACUGCCCACCUUGUUAGAAAGGCUCCUAAACAAACUAAAUCAGUUACAAGAACUACAAAUUCACUUAUGAAUGACCUUGGCGAGAAAGCUGCACUUUCUAAAAAGACGACAAGUGGUUUAAGUACAGCAGCUGCUAUGUUUUUCGAUCAAGACAUUUUUCAAGACGUUGAACUUGAUGAGCUAGUAGAAAAUGAGAAAGAUGAAGAGUCUAGUGAUGAUGAAGAAGAUAUCCUCUUACAUGAACAACACACUCGUAAAAGAAAGAGAAGUCAAGAGGAAGAAGAAGAAGAUCAUAGUGAUUUUGAGAUUCAAGAAACUGAAGAUAUUCUUCCUUCAGAUGAUGAAUUUUGGGAUGGUAAAGAAGAUGAAAAUUCCAAGGCUAUGAAGAAAGCAAUAGAAAAUGGUUUAACCACUGCUGAAUCGAUUACGUUAGCAAGACAGUUGGCUAAUAAAGAAAAGACAUUACAAGAUCUUAUUGAUGAUGGUUUCUCUAAAGAAGCAUUUAGAGAUAAAGAUGGUCUUCCAGAAUGGUUCUUGGAUGAUGAAAAGCAACAUAAUAAACCCAACUUGCCUGUAACAAAAGAAGCUAUGAAUCAAUUACGUGAAAAACUUCGAGCCCUUAAUGCACGACCUAUUAAGAAAGUAGCUGAAGCUAAGGCACGUAAGAAGCUUAAACUUGCACAAAGAAUUGCCAAAGCACAAAAGAAAGCUACAGAUAUUGUUGAUAAUCCAGACAUGACAGAAAAAGAAAAGGCAAAGACGAUUGGUAAACUAAUAGCUAGAGCCUCGAAAACGAAGCCAAAGAAGGAAGUCAAGGUGGUUGUUGCCAAGGGUGCGAAUCGUGGUAUCAAGGGACGUCCUAAAGGUGUUAAAGGUCGUUAUAAGAUGGUUGAUGGUGUCAUGAAGAAUGAAAAACGAGCUGCAAAGAGACGAGAAAAGAAAUUAAAGAAGAGACAUGGUCGUCGUUAAAGAAAGAAAGAAAAAGACUAUUACUGCUAUUCAACUGAAAUCUCCGGGAAACUACAAGAGUGGUACAUGUUAUAUUAAACCCCACAUUUGGUGUAAAUGUCAUUCUUUUUUCCCACAUGCAUGUAUCACUUCAGAAUAAUAAUCAU
Molecule: messenger RNA, 2819 nt
Organism: Cokeromyces recurvatus
Lineage: Eukaryota; Fungi; Mucoromycota; Mucoromycetes; Mucorales; Mucoraceae
Product: Spb1 C-terminal domain-containing protein
Exons: 7
Coding region: 64-2673 (869 amino acids)
Biological process (GO): maturation of 5.8S rRNA from tricistronic rRNA transcript (SSU-rRNA, 5.8S rRNA, LSU-rRNA); rRNA methylation; maturation of LSU-rRNA from tricistronic rRNA transcript (SSU-rRNA, 5.8S rRNA, LSU-rRNA)
Cellular component (GO): nucleolus; preribosome, large subunit precursor; nucleus
Molecular function (GO): rRNA (uridine-2'-O-ribose)-methyltransferase activity; rRNA (guanine) methyltransferase activity
Source: RefSeq, a predicted model, not a curated record